AUGGACCUUGAAGGAGUUCGGGAGCUAUAUUCCAUCGAAACGCGUGCCUUAUUCGACGCCAUCGACAGACUCUCCUCGCUGGGCAUCUCCAACGUCGCCGAUCCCCCCCAAAUAGUCGUCGUCGGUGCCCCGUCAUCUGGAAAGUCGUCCGUACUCCACGCAAUCUCUCAUUCCAAGAUCCCAUUCAGGUGCGGGACCCUCACUCGCUUUGCAACGGAGCUGGCUCUUCGUCGUGGGCCACGACCGUGUGUGAGAGCAAGCGUUCGGCCCUUCGAUCCCCGCCAGAAACCAGUCGAGUUGGAAGUCACUGAGAUUGACUUCAAGCAACAAUGCGUCGACAGCGUUAUUGCCGCUGCCGAAGACGACAUGGGACUCGACGAGUCGAACGAGACGUUUUCUAACGACGUGUUGCGUUUCGAAAUCGAGGGACCUGACAUAUACCCCUUAACACUUAUCGACUUGCCCCCGGUUCCGCCUGGAGAAUUUUCCGAUGAUGGGACAGAGGACGAUAGUGCACUCCCAGGGAUAUUCAACACUUAUUUGAAUAAUGAGAAUUGUAUCGUUCUCGCCAUCGUCUCAGCCAACAUCCCACUCGCUAACCAGUCCAUCCUUCCAAUGAUCGCCGAACAAGGUUUCGACCAAGAGCGAAUCCUCGGCGUCAUCACCAAGCUCGAUCUUCUCGAGCCUGGAUCUCCUGACGGGCAGCAGUACACCCAAGCUGUUCGAGGCCGUCAGUCGACCCAUAGUCUAAGGCAGGGCUUCCAUGUCUUGCUCAAUCCUUCAACCGAUGAGAGACCCAGAGAUGUGGACAACGUGCGGGACGAUUUCAAAGUGGAGUUCUUCGAAGCGGAAUCAUGGUCGUCUCUUCCGAUUCAUCGAUGUGGCGUAUCUGCCCUGAGGAAGAAACUGAACCCCUUGAUCCACAAUCAUGUUGUGAGAGGCCUCCCAGAUAUCCUCGGACCGAUCCAGGAAAAGCUCUCUGAACUAAGGCUUGAGCUCAAGAUGUUGGGACCAUCCAGAUCUGGCUCUCUGGAGAAGAGAGAAUAUCUCGUGAAGCUGGCGAGUGGUUUCAAGAGGCUUGUCCGUGAAGGCAUUCAAGGCCACUACAACGACCCGUUUUUCGGCGGACUGGACGGCGCUGAUCGGAAACUCCGUUCCCAGAUACAAAGGUCCCAUGGGGCAAUUCGACAUAUUCUGGCUACCAAAGGAUCAUCGAACGAAAUCCUGGAUGACGUUGAGGAUAGACCGUCACCCCCAAACACGCCAUGGCAUCUGGUGGACUUUAUUGCGGCAAAUCCGUACGGCCUCCCUUUCCCGGAGCCCCUGGACCGGGAAGACGUGGUCUACCAGCUUGAGGAGCAAGCGGUCGCGGGACAGAACGUCAAACCUCUCCACCAAGAGUCAAUGAAUUUGGCCGUUCAGCUCUUCCGGAGACAAGCCCAGCCUUGGGAAAAGAUUGCUAGGAUACACUUCGAGAAAGUCACGGCCAUCACCAAGUCAUUCGUGGAACAGGUUGUCGAGCAUCUAGCAGGAACUGCCAACACAUGCAGCACGACGUUCUCCAUUCUGUCCACUUGCGUAGACCCUUUUUUCGAAGAACGACAGAAGCUUCUUGAGCACAAAUUGCAGGAACUCCUGCGACCUUACAGAGAGGGAUUCUCGAUGGUCUUUGAUGAAGGCUUUGAAGAAGACCUACGUCGGCGGGUCUCAGAACGGAACGCUGCGUCACCUGAUGAUUCUAGUGAGCAAGAGUCUGCAGCUGAGUGGAUUAUCGACAUGAUGCAGACUUUCUACCACAUGUCGCUGCGUACAUUCACAGACAACCUCAUCAACCUGGCAGUGGAAAGCUGUCUUGUCCACGAGCUCCCAGGAAUGUUCACCCCAGCGGAUGUCACCCGAAUGAGCGAUGCCAGAGUGGCAGAGCUAGCUGCCGAGACUGAAGAGACCCAAAGCAUUCGUUCGCAGCUGGAAGCGGAAAUCAGGCUGCUUGAAGAUGGACUCAAGGAAUGCCGCCGGCACAGACCUAGGAGCGUCCCAGGUCACUCUUCACGGCCAAGCACGUCGCCUCGCACCAGUCCUGAGGCAUCGCCGAGAGCUGAGACGGUCUCACCGGCUACCACGUUGACCUCGGUGAACAGUACUCCUAUCAAGGAGGGAGAAACUCGAUCCAUCCCAAUCCGCGUGUCCCCAGACAUCUUGAAGUUCGAAAGCAAGGCGGACUCGAUCGCGUUUCCUCAAUCCAUCUUCAGCUUCGAGGCAGAACGUGAACCUCACGGUUUGGAAGCCAAGGCGGAGGGUAUUCCAGUUCAGAGCAACAUUCUUUUCGGCGGAAGCAAGCUUUUCAAUCAGGUCCCAACACAAGAGCUUACCAGCGGAAGAGCCGACCGAUCGCCGUCAGUGAACGCCUCCCGUGAUGUUGGGCCCACGGGUGCAGGGAAUCACUCGGACGAGGAAAUUUUCGAUGCGGAUGGGCGGCAUAUAAACAGGAUAGGCCGUAGGACAACAGCCAUCGAAGAGGCAACCUGGAAGUUUUCAAGACAUUGGGACGUGGGGCACGUUUUCGUGAAAGACGGAGAGGUUGGAAGUGAUCUGUAG
This is a messenger RNA of Colletotrichum karsti, 2595 nucleotides long. Its product is annotated as dynamin family protein. Gene Ontology annotation, cellular component: membrane; microtubule; cytoplasm. The coding region runs from base 1 to 2595 and encodes 864 amino acids. Gene Ontology annotation, molecular function: GTPase activity; microtubule binding; GTP binding. The record is from RefSeq and is a predicted model, not a curated record. The transcript is spliced from 3 exons. Lineage: Eukaryota; Fungi; Ascomycota; Sordariomycetes; Glomerellales; Glomerellaceae.